AUGCUUCUCUCCGUACUUCUCGCCACAGCGGCUCUUGCACCCAGCUUCGCUCUGGCUGCACCGCUUUCUGUGGAGCCAAGGGCGGCCACGAAGAUAUUGAUAUCUUCCGAUAGCACGACUGCCAACUAUGCCACAGGAAAUGCUUUGCAGGCCGCUGACCGUGCCACGCUGCCAGGCAUAGGCGAAGAAACCAAAGUCGUCACCACGAGCACCGGCGCCAAAGAGACUGUCCACACUUUUGGUUGGUACCUGCGCAAGAUGAUUGCAGAUGUCAAGGCCAAGGGCGCCACGCCCAUCAUCUCCGGCAUGGUCAACAGAAACUACUGGAGUGGCAACACGCUGCGGACCGACUGGCCGUUUGCGACGUAUGCUCAGCAGGUGGCCAAGGCCGCGGGUGUCGAAUACCUCGAUCACACAAAGUACUCCGUCGCGCUCUUCCAGUCUUUCGGCCCGACAAAGGCCAAGACGUAUUUCCCCAACGACAACACCCACACCAACUGGGACGGCGCAAAGCUGAACACGCAGACGUUUGUGCGGAGCGUCAAGUGCAAGUGCGGUGGUACAAGCAAGCUGGCCCAGUAUCUCAAUGCCGCUGCCAAUGCUCUUCAGACACCGGCAUGCCAAGCUUGCUAG
Molecule: messenger RNA, 633 nt
Organism: Verticillium alfalfae VaMs.102
Lineage: Eukaryota; Fungi; Ascomycota; Sordariomycetes; Glomerellales; Plectosphaerellaceae
Product: rhamnogalacturonan acetylesterase
Exons: 2
Coding region: 1-633 (210 amino acids)
Molecular function (GO): hydrolase activity
Source: RefSeq, a predicted model, not a curated record